This is a messenger RNA of Manduca sexta (tobacco hornworm), 502 nucleotides long. Its product is annotated as transitional endoplasmic reticulum ATPase TER94-like. Lineage: Eukaryota; Metazoa; Arthropoda; Insecta; Lepidoptera; Sphingidae. The record is from RefSeq and is a predicted model, not a curated record. Bases 155 to 415 code for a protein of 86 amino acids. The transcript is spliced from 3 exons.
UCUAUAAAAAACUCUGUGGCAGGUGACACAAGGGUUCAGCGGUGCCGACUUGACUGAGAUCUGCCAGCGCGCGUGCAAGCUCGCCAUCCGACAAGCCAUCGAGGCGGAGAUCACACGCGAGCGCACGCGCCAGAACCAGCCCGCUGCCGCCGUCAUGGACAUGGACGAAGAAGACCCAGUGCCAGAGAUCAGCCGCGCUCACUUCGAGGAGGCGAUGAAGUUCGCGCGCCGCUCCGUGUCCGACAACGACAUCCGCAAGUACGAGAUGUUCGCGCAGACGCUGCAACAGAGCCGCGGAUUCGGCACCAACUUCAGGUUCCCGACGAGCGCGGGCGGCGCCGGCGGCACGGGCACGUCGGGCGGCGACCAGCCCACCUUCCAGGAGGAGGGCGGCGACGACGACCUCUACAGCUAAACACUCCACACGUUCCAGCGCUGAGACUCCAGGCCACGCGCCGCCUGUAGUACGGCGGCCGAGCGAAUUAAUAGUGUCGAGAUUUUU